Vanessa tameamea is the source of this 948-nucleotide messenger RNA. RefSeq names its product pyrimidodiazepine synthase-like (gene GSTo3). The transcript is spliced from 6 exons. Gene Ontology annotation, molecular function: glutathione transferase activity; glutathione dehydrogenase (ascorbate) activity. Gene Ontology annotation, biological process: glutathione metabolic process. The record is from RefSeq and is a predicted model, not a curated record. Gene Ontology annotation, cellular component: cytoplasm. Bases 130 to 852 code for a protein of 240 amino acids. Lineage: Eukaryota; Metazoa; Arthropoda; Insecta; Lepidoptera; Nymphalidae.
GGUCGGCAUGAUGUCACAGCAGCUUAUUUUAAAUGUGACGUAUCUAUUUCCACAUUGGAUACCGAACGCGAUAGUACACUCCAAAAAGAUUUUUUGUGUUAUUUAUUUAAUUGAGAGAAAAGUGCUAAAAUGUCAUAUUAUUCACCGAGGAGAGCAGGUGCUGUUUCACCACCACGGCUCACAGACAAGCUCCGGCUAUACCAUGUAGACAUGAACCCCUACGGUCACCGAGUUUUAUUGAUAUUGGAAGCAAAAAAAGCUAAAUAUGAAAUCUACCGGCUCGACCCCCUCCAUUUACCGGAAUGGUUCAAAGCGAAAAACCCAAGACUAAAAAUUCCUGUUCUCGAAAUACCAACGGAACAAGGAGAUCGAUGUUUAUUCGAGAGUGUUGUUAUUUGCGACUAUUUGGACGAGAAAUACGCACGGAACCCGUUACAUUCCAGAGAUCCGUUUGUCAAAGCACAGGAUAGACUGCUUAUAGAGAGAUUCAAUGAGUUAAUAAAAGGAAGCUUAGAAUGUUUCGACACAAACUUCGCUUUUGGCAGCGAGCAAAUCAUUCAAACGAUGGAAAUAUUCGAGAAGGAAUUGGCGUUGAGAGGUACAAAUUACUUCGGCGGAAACAAACCAGGUAUGUUGGACUACAUGAUAUGGCCAUGGGUUGAAAGGCUGUAUCUUUUACGAUGCAUCAAUGAGAAGAAGUUUGAUGAAAAAAGAUCGAGGUUCCCUAAUUUUGCUGAUUGGGGUGACCAAAUGCAGCUCGAUGAAGUUGUGAAAAAACACUCGAAUUCGCCGUCAGAAUAUUUCGAUUAUUACGAAAACGCUAGGACACAUGCAAUGGGCUACUAUCUAUAAUGUUUAAUAUAAAGAUAAAUGUCCACUGGUUGUAUUGUAUAGCGCGAUAUCGUGCGAUACUUUUCUGUUUAAAUACAAGUCGAAUGGAACAACUUU